AUGGCCGUUCCACAGACGACGACGACGUCGGCGGCGGCGGGGAUGCCGACGCCGACCUCAGAUCAAGACAACUCGAAUGGCGGCAACAACAAUUCCAAUGCCGAGACAUAUUACACAGAAAAGGCCGUCACGCUGAGCACGUCGUACCCGUCCCCCGUGCCGUCCCGCCAUGAAGACGCAAGCGCGCCCGGUUCAGGGACCGGAGGAGGUCGCAACAACGACAACGAUGCCGCCGCCGCGCCGCUGGCCGCCGUCGUCCCCUCGCGGCUGCGCGCCCUCAACGCGCGCAUCGAGGGCCUCGCCGGCUUCGAGGCCCGCGGCAUCACGCGCGUGCUGCCCGAGGAGCGCCGCCCCGCGAGCCUCAGCGACGACCUGCAGGUCGCCAUCAUGUGGUUCAGCGCAAACAUCUCGCUCAACAACCUCGCCGCGGGGAUGCUGGGCCCGCUGCUCCUCGAGCUGGGCUUCCUCGACUGCGCGCUGCUCGCCGUCUUUGGCGCCCUCGUCGGCAGCCUGACGACGGCGUACAUGGCCAUCUGGGGCCCGCAGAGCGGCAACCGGACCAUGGUCGUGCUUCGCUUCUUCAUGGGCUACUGGCCGUCCAAGAUCCCGUGCCUCCUCAACAUCGUCCUCAUGGUCGGGUACGCCACCAUCGACGGCAUCAUCGGCGGGCAGGUCCUCUCGGCCGUCAGCGGCGGCCAGAUGACCAUCAUUGUCGGCAUCGUCGUCGUCUCCGUCGUCUGCUGGGUCGUCGCCGUCUUUGGCAUGGCCCUCUUCCACAAAUAUGAGAGAUACUCGUGGCUCCCCCAGGUCCUCGCCCUCUUCGUCCUCAUCGGCGUCGCGGGCCCCUACUUCGACGCCUCGUCGCAGUCCAAGGCCACGGGCGCGCUCCUCGCCGCGCAGCGCCUCUCCUUCUUCAACAUCUGCCUGUACGUGCCCAACUCGUGGGCGGCCGCCGCCUCCGACUUCUACGUCUACUACCCGGAGCGCACGUCGCGGCGCAAAAUCUUCCUCCUCACCCUCGUCGGCCUGUGGACCGCCUUCUGCCUCGUCUACCUCAUUGCCAUCGGGCUCGGCACCGGCGUCGCCAACCUCCCCGCCUGGUCCGACGCAAACGCCAUCUCCUCUGGCGCCCUCAUCGUCGCCGGGUACGAGCCCCUCAGGGGCUUCGGCCGCGUCUGCUCCGUCAUCGUCGCGCUGGGCGUCAUUGCCAACAGCAUCCCGAGCACAUACUCGGCUGCGCUUGGCUGCCAGACGCUCGGCCGCUAUGGCAAGGCCGUCCCGCGCUGGGUGUGGUCCACGUUGCUCAUCCUCGUCGAGUUUGUCCUCGCCGUCGCUGGCCGCGAGCACCUCUUCCUCAUCUUUCAAAACUUCCUUGCCCUCAUGGGCUACUGGGUCAUGAUCAUGAUUGUCAUCGUCUUCGAGGAGCACAUGCUCUUCCGCAGGGGCAAGUUCGCCUUUGACUGGUCUCGCUGGGAGGACCGCAGCUACCUGCCCGUCGGCUGGGCCGCCUUUGCCGCGUUCCUCAUCGGCUGGGCCGGCGCCAUCCUGGGCAUGAGCCAGGCCUGGUACGUUGGGCCCCUCGCGCAGCUGGCGUCGACGGGCGACGUUGGCUUGUGGGUUGCCGUCGGCUUCACGCUCGUUACGUUUGCGCCGUUGCGCCUCAUUGAGAGGAGGCUGAUCGGCCGUUGA
Purpureocillium lilacinum is the source of this 1689-nucleotide messenger RNA. RefSeq lists its product as uncharacterized. Gene Ontology annotation, biological process: transmembrane transport. The record is from RefSeq and is a predicted model, not a curated record. NCBI's taxonomy places the organism in Eukaryota, Fungi, Ascomycota, Sordariomycetes, Hypocreales, Ophiocordycipitaceae. Gene Ontology annotation, cellular component: fungal-type vacuole membrane; plasma membrane. Gene Ontology annotation, molecular function: transmembrane transporter activity.